Camelina sativa (false flax) is the source of this 1818-nucleotide messenger RNA. RefSeq names its product UDP-glycosyltransferase 90A1-like. The record is from RefSeq and is a predicted model, not a curated record. Lineage: Eukaryota; Viridiplantae; Streptophyta; Magnoliopsida; Brassicales; Brassicaceae. Gene Ontology annotation, molecular function: UDP-glucosyltransferase activity.
UAAAGUCAGUCAAAAGACAAUGUUUACUCUUUUGGAAAUACAAUAAUCCGUAUCGACCUAUAAAUAUAGUCUUGUGAACCCAAUGCAAAGAAUGCGAAAAAUGAACGUUUCAUCAUCACAUCAUGUGGUUCUUUUCCCUUACAUGUCAAAAGGCCACACGAUUCCUCUCCUCCAAUUCGCCCGUCUCCUCCUCCUUCACCGUCGUAUAGCCCCCGGCGACGAUGAAGAAAAACAACCAACCAUUUCCGUCACCGUCUUCACCACCCCAAAAAACCAACCAUUUGUCUCAAACUUCCUCUCCGACGACGUCGCAUCAUCAGUCAGAGUAAUCUCCCUCCCUUUCCCUGAAAACAUCGUCGGAAUCCCUCCCGGCGUCGAGAGCACCGACAAGCUCCCAUCCAUGUCGCUUUACGCGCCCUUCACGCGCGCAACCAAGUCUCUCCAGCCUCUCUUCGAAGCAGCGCUUCAGAAUCUUCCCAAAGUGUCUUUCAUGGUCACUGAUGGUUUCCUAUGGUGGACAUCAGAGUCCGCCGCAAGAUUCGAUAUCCCGAGACUCGCCUUCUACGGCAUGAACUCGUACGCAUCGGCUAUAACAUCAUCCGCAUGGGUUCACGAACUCUUCACCAAACCGGAAAAUGUUAUAUCCGAUACCGAACCGGUUACUGUACCGGACUUUCCGUGGAUCAGUGUUAAGAAGUGCCAGUUCGACCCGGUUUUAACCAACUCGGAACAAUCCGGUCCAGCGUUUGAGCUAUUAAUAGACCAUAUUAUAUCCACCAAGAAAAGCCGUGGAGUUAUAGUGAACAGUUUCUACGAGCUCGAGUCAACGUUCGUUGACUACCGGUUCCGUGAUGACCAUGAGCCCAAGCCAUGGUGUGUUGGGCCUUUGUGUUUGGCAAAUCCUCCUAAACCGGAGAGUGAUAAACCGGAUUGGAUUGAUUGGUUGGACCGGAAGCGAGAGAAAGGACAUCCGGUUUUGUAUGUGGCGUUUGGAACACAGGCUGAGAUAUCAAACGAGCAGCUCAAUGAAAUAGCAUUAGGGUUGGAAGAAUCCAAGGUGAACUUCUUGUGGGUCACGAGAAAGGAUUUGAAUGAUGAAGUAACUGAAUCAGGAUUAGGGUUAGAAAAGAGAGUGAAAGAGAAUGGGUUGAUUGUGCGAGAUUGGGUAGACCAAUGGGAGAUAUUGUCACAUGAAAGCGUCAAAGGGUUUUUGAGUCAUUGUGGAUGGAACUCGGCACAAGAGAGUAUUUGUGCUGGGAUUCCCCUGCUCGCUUGGCCAAUGAUGGCUGAGCAGCCGCUCAAUGCGAAGCUGGUUGUAGAGGAGCUUAAGAUCGGUGUAGGAAUCGAAACCGAAGAUGGAAGUGUCAAAGGGCUCGUCAGAAAAGAAGAACUUAGUCGAAAGGUUAAAGAAUUAAUGGAAGGAGAGAUGGGGGAGACCGCAAGGAAGAAUGUGAUAGAGUAUGCGGAAAUGGCAAAAAAAGCUUUGGCUCCAGAGACUGGUUCGUCUUGGAAGAAUCUGAAUUCUCUUCUUGAAGAGCUAUGCAAGAGUAGAGAGGCAGAUGAUGUUAGUGAGUUGUCUAGUGAUAAACAAAGAGACUGAGGAUUGGAUAACCGAAAUGAAAACCAAUAAAAAUGGCUGGUUCUGUUGAAAAUCUGGUUAUAAUAAGUUUUUUUUGGUAGAAUUUAUAUAUAAUAAGUUUAGAGAAUAUAUCUUGGUAUUCUAAUUCUAUUUUGGUUUUAGUUAAUAUGAAAACUUUCAGAUUCAGUGUCAAUAGGAGACUUGUUCUUCUUUUCCUCUGAGUAUGAUCAAUUUCACAA